Molecule: messenger RNA, 1931 nt
Organism: Patiria miniata (bat star)
Lineage: Eukaryota; Metazoa; Echinodermata; Asteroidea; Valvatida; Asterinidae
Product: alkaline phosphatase-like
Exons: 10
Coding region: 178-1779 (533 amino acids)
Biological process (GO): dephosphorylation
Molecular function (GO): alkaline phosphatase activity
Source: RefSeq, a predicted model, not a curated record
CAGAGAUGUUGUAACUUACACAAGGUAUAAUAAACUGGUACCGACACAGGUCAACGUGCAGUUACAGUGGGCUGAUCGACCUCAACUUGUCCGGUGAAGUUCGAAUCGCGGGCUGGUUUCCAAACUUGGGCAGACGCUUUUUCUCAACUUCUUGCUUGUUUAGUAUCGAUUCCGAUCAUGCGAUUCACGGGCUGGACGAUGAUUUGGCUCCUUCUGUGUCUGGCUUUUGCCGGCUGCACGUGGGCUCAGAAUGCUCAGUUCUGGAACAUCCAGGCCCAGGACACGCUGCAGAAGGCCCUGACGAGGGAAGCCAGCCUGAACCGCAACGUGGCCAAGAACAUCGUGUUCUUCCUCGGGGACGGCAUGGGCGUCUCCACCGUGACGGCAGCCCGGAUCAUGAAGGGGCAACAGGCCGGCAUGACCGGGGAGGAGACGGUCUUGUCCUGGGAGAAGUUCUCCAGCGUCGCCCUGUCAAAGACCUACAACACCAACCGUCAAGUGCCGGACUCAGCCGGCACAGCCACAGCGUACUUCUGCGGCGUCAAGACCAAGGAGGAGAUGAUCGGAGUGGACGACCAGGCCGUAUUGGGAGACUGUCAGUCCAGCCUGAAUGCUGCAGUGGACUCGGUCAUGACAGAUGCAGAAAAAGAAGGCAAGGCGACGGGGUUCGUCACCACUGCCCGCGUGACGCACGCUACUCCGGCGUGUUUGUACGCACACUCUCCGGACCGGAACUGGGAGAACAACGCGGAUGUCCCGGAGGCAGAGGCGGCGCUUGGGUGUACGGACAUUGCACACCAACUGGUCACGCUGGGACAAAACAUUAAAGUCAUUAUGGGCGGUGGUCGACGGGAGAUGCUACCGGACAAUUUUACUGACUACGAGUACUCCGCCCUGACUGGCCAGCGCACAGACGGCAGGAAUCUCGUAGAUGAAUGGUUGGCAAGUAAAGACGCUCAAACAAGUCACUUCGUGUGGAAUCUGGAUCAGUUCAAUGAGGUGGACCCGGAGAACACGGAGUAUCUGCUAGGUCUGUUCGAGUCCAGUCACAUGCAGUACGAAGGUGAGCGCACCAACGAACCAUCCAUCGCUGAGAUGACAGAGAAGGCCAUUCGGAUCCUACAGAAAGACACAGACGGGUUCUUCCUGAUGGUCGAAGCCGGUCGUAUAGACCACGCCCACCACGAUGGUUUCGCCGGCAACGCCCUCAACGAUACCGUGGCCUUUGAUGCAGCUGUUGCCAAGGCGGUGGAAUUGACCAAUGAGGAAGACACGCUAAUCAUCGUCACAGCUGAUCACAGUCACGUGAUGACUCUCGGUGGCUACCAAAGCCGUGGUAACCCUAUUUUAGGUUUAGUCGAUUUGAGCAGCGCGGAAGACGAUCUUCCUUUCACUUCGAUUGGUUACACAAAUGGACCUGGUGGCAUUGCUGAACAAGUCAGCUACAAGUUGUUCGGCCGAAGACGCAACCUCACUGACAACGACACAGAAAAUCCGAGGUUUACACAACCGGGCAUCGUCCCGCGCGAAUCCGAGACCCACGGCGGCGAGGAUGUGGCCAUCUACGCCAACGGACCCAUGUCCCACCUCUUCCACGGAGUCCACGAGCAGAACUACAUCGCGCACGUGGUGCGCUACGCCGCCUGCCUGGGCAACAGGCAACACUGCGACGAGUACGUGGCACCCUGUGGCAGCGGGGCCUCGUCGGUGCCAUCAGGUGGCGUUACAAUGAUCACGGUCUUGCUUAACUUAUGGCUGGCCCUUGUUUUGCCGAAAUAGCUCGACUAGGGAUGUUUUCCUGAGACCUAAAUGUUUCACAAUGUUUUUAAUCGGUGAAAACUAUUUUUCAUUAACUCACACAUACUGAAAUUUGUAACCCUGUGGAGACAUUUCUUUAUUCUCGUGUAGUAAAGUUUUCGAGUUUGAAAGUG